GUGGAACUUAAACCAGACCUCACGUCCUGAUUACACCAAUUCUCAACGUCCGGCAUUCUGUGGUUUGAGAGGGUAUCAGAUCUUGCUGUUGAUACCAUACGAGCACUUUGCUAACGGGCGACUAAAACACACAAUCUUGGGAUUCAGCAAGCCCAGAUACUGAGAUUUCCGUCAAUAAUUAUGGCUUCUCCGCAAAGACGAGAGACGGUCCGCCAUAUCCAAGCAGCAAUGGCCGCUGGGUACUCAGGCAUGGGUGCAUGGUGUUUAUUCCACCCAUCAUCGGUCAUCAGCUUGGCGUUAACACCGACUUAUGCCGCCUUCGACCCAACAACAUCUCUUUUCUGUCGGUGCUUUGGUGCUCAAGCCAUGACGUGCGGGUUGCUCCUCGGCACAUCCGACAUGACUGUCAAUAGCUUCGUGGCUUUUGGGCUUGCGAUGAUCCCGUAUAUUGGUUUCAAUGCCUGGUUUGGUAUUGGCCCAGGGAAGGGGGUGUUCACUAGAUGGCUUUGGAUGGACUUUAUUGGGAACAUGGUGUUUGGACUGGGCUCUAUGUACUGUGCUAAACUGCUCGUGGAGGAAGAGGUGGACUGCAAGGGGAAGGUAUCCUGAUGCUUCCAUCUUCGUCGUCGCCGACGAGGCCACUAGCGCGGUGGACGGCGACGCCGAGGGGGCGGGG
Messenger RNA from Phialemonium atrogriseum, 676 nucleotides. RefSeq lists its product as uncharacterized. Lineage: Eukaryota; Fungi; Ascomycota; Sordariomycetes; Cephalothecales; Cephalothecaceae. Bases 181 to 609 code for a protein of 142 amino acids. The transcript is spliced from 2 exons. The record is from RefSeq and is a predicted model, not a curated record.